Messenger RNA from Fibroporia radiculosa, 1113 nucleotides. RefSeq lists its product as uncharacterized. Gene Ontology annotation, molecular function: 2 iron, 2 sulfur cluster binding; biotin synthase activity. The record is from RefSeq and is a predicted model, not a curated record. Gene Ontology annotation, biological process: biotin biosynthetic process. Gene Ontology annotation, cellular component: mitochondrion. Lineage: Eukaryota; Fungi; Basidiomycota; Agaricomycetes; Polyporales; Fibroporiaceae. The coding region runs from base 1 to 1113 and encodes 370 amino acids. The transcript is spliced from 8 exons.
AUGCUCCACGUUCCCCUGCGCACCGCCCCCCGCGCCCUCUCCCUGCGCCUCACCCGCGCCCUCGCAACUCACGCAAGCCCGCCGCCCGCCGCGUCCGCCGUGCGGCACGACUGGACACGGGCAGACGUGCAGCAGAUCUACGACUCGCCGCUGCUCGCGCUCGUGUUCCGCGCGGCGUCGGUGCACCGCGCCCACCACGACGGGUCCAAGAUCCAGCUGUGCACGCUGAUGAACAUCAAGACCGGAGGAUGCUCCGAGGACUGCUCGUACUGCUCGCAGUCGUCGCGGUACGCGACGCCGACGCAGGCCGCGCGGCUGCUCGAGGUGGAGCCGGUGCUCGAGGCCGCGCGCAAGGCCAAGGCGAACGGGAGCACGCGGUUCUGCAUGGGGGCUGCGUGGCGCGACCUGGCGGGGCGCAAGCGCGGGUUUGAGCGCAUCCUCGAGAUGGUGCGCGGGGUGCGCGGGAUGGGCAUGGAGGUGUGCACGACGCUGGGGAUGCUGUCGCCUGCGCAGGCGCGGCAGCUCAAGGAGGCGGGCCUGACGGCGUACAACCACAACCUGGACACGUCGCGCGAGUUUUAUCCCGAGGUGAUCACGACGCGGUCGUACGACGAGCGACUGGAGACGAUCAGUGCGGUGCGGGACGCGGGGAUCAGUGUGUGCUCUGGGGGGAUCCUGGGGCUGGGGGAGACGGACAAGGACCGGGUGGGGCUGAUCUGGGAGGUGGCCAACAUGCCUGAACAUCCCGAGUCGUUCCCGGUGAAUGCGCUUGUGCCGAUUGAGGGCACGCCGCUGGAGAACAACGAGCCCAUUGCGUAUCCGACGCUGCUCCGGACGAUUGCGACUGCGCGGGUGGUGCUCCCAGAGACAAUCAUCCGGCUCGCGGCUGGGCGGCAGACCCUGGACGAGGCGAAGCAGGCAAUGUGCUUCAUGGCGGGGGCCAACGCAAUCUUUACGGGGGAGCAGAUGCUGACCACACCCUGUUCACCGUGGGACGAGGACCAGGCGAUGAUGGGACGGUGGGGGCUGGAGGGCAUGCGCAGCUUCGAGCAGGCCGCCGUUGCGCAGAAGGAGGGGCCCAGGCUGUCGGCGCCGGCGGAGGCCAGUCGGUGA